Vespula vulgaris is the source of this 4147-nucleotide messenger RNA. Its product is annotated as regulator of microtubule dynamics protein 1-like. Bases 369 to 1259 code for a protein of 296 amino acids. NCBI's taxonomy places the organism in Eukaryota, Metazoa, Arthropoda, Insecta, Hymenoptera, Vespidae. Gene Ontology annotation, molecular function: microtubule binding. The record is from RefSeq and is a predicted model, not a curated record. Gene Ontology annotation, cellular component: cytoplasm; mitotic spindle pole; spindle microtubule. The transcript is spliced from 4 exons.
ACUAAAUAUAUAUUAUAUAUUCUUUAAAUAAAUGCCAAGUAGAGUUGAUAUACAAGGUACCAGGGGGCGUUGUUUUUUUCUAUUUACUGUUUAUAUGUGUUGGCUCAUAUAUACUGACAUUUAUCUUUCACUUUUGUUACAAAAUUGUCGUUUAUUUCCAUGACACUGUUUAUACUUAAUCACUCUAAUCUCUAAGUAGGAACAAGUAGGAGUGAUUUAUGCUAUUUCUAUGUGUAGUUGAUCUUUCGUGAUGUUUCUUUCUUUUGUCUAGUUUUUAAAAUAUAAUGUAUAUAUAUAUAUAAGUAAGUAAAGAAUAUAUUACAUGUGUUUGAUAAUUUUUAUGUGAAUUUAUUUGCUGACAUUUGACAAUGUUGUCGAAAAUGUUUCGUUUCAUGACCUCUAUCAAAAUAUGUCAAAGGUUGAAUAUGUGCAAAGUUGCUUUAGUAGUACAAACGAAUCAGAAAUGUAACUUUAAUAAACUGGUUUAUGUAGUACCCACUAUGAUGGGUCUGUGGACUUUUCAAUCCACGAAAGAGAAAGAGAAAGAGAACAAUAAUGAAGCAAAGGAAAUUGCUAUGAAAGAAAGCUAUAUUAUAACGGCAGAUGUUUUGUUUGAGCAAGGUUUAUAUAAACAAUUAUAUAAACAUUUAUCGAAUUACAAGGAUAAUAAGGAUGUAGAAAUUCUAUGGCGUCUGAGUAGGGUUUUAUAUAAUUUAUCAAAGACAGCUAAUGAAUCAGAAGCAAAAAAAAUGAUUCUAGAAGCUUAUAAUUUUAUACAAACUGCAAUGAGUAUCAAAGAAGAUCAUUAUGCUGUACAAAAAUGGAUGUCAAUAUUACUUGACAGUAAAAGUGCUAUGGAAGGCAUGAAGUCGAGAAUACAACAAUUAUACAGCAUUAAAAAGCAUAUGCUUAGGGCAAUAGAAUUAAAUCCAAAGGACGCUACUACUUUGUAUAUGCUUGGCAGUUGGUGUUACCAAGUAUCUGAUUUAGCAUGGUAUCAAAGAAAAAUUGCAACAUUAGUAUUUGAAGAACCUCCAAAUUCAUCCUUCGAAGAGGCAUUAACAUAUUUUGAAAAGGCAGAAGAAACGAGUCCUAAUUUUUAUAGUUAUAAUUUACUUAUGCUUGCAAAAACUUAUUUAAAAUUAGGUAGAAAAGAAGAUGCUCUUAGAUACUUAAAAUUGACAACAGAAUAUCCGACUACAAAUCACGAAGAUGUUCAAGCUAAGAAAGAAGCACAAGAAAUGUUGAACGCUUUCUAAAGUUUCUUAACAUAUUUUUCUUAAUGCUUAAAUGCACAAGUUAUAUUUAAUGCACACAAGUGCUUUAUUUUGUUCAGAUUGGAGUUAUAAAAGUGGGUUUUAUAGAUUGUAUAAAGAUUUUUAUGUAUGUGCAAUAUCAAAAGUAUUUGUUGAUAGGUACAAAUAUUUAAUCAAAUUUAAACUUAAUAUUUUAUUAUAUUUAAAGUAUAAAGUACGAAGAAAAGAAACAUAUAUACAUUCAUAUAAAAGGAACACAUAGAUUGAAUUUAUUACGAUGUUGGUUUACAAUAUUAAUACGUUGCUAUAUAUACUAUAUAAGUUAUUUUUUAUAUGCAUUUACUAUAAAAUUCGUUGUAAAAUCAUGUAUAAAAUAUAAUACAGAAAGUUAUUACAUUACACUUUUACUAACUUUUUUUUUUAUAAUACUGAAAGAAUAAAUUAUUAGAAAUGUUGAAAAGAAAAAAAAAUGAUUAAUUUUAUACAUGAAUUUACUGCGUUCUAUCAUUCUCUCUUUCUCUCUCUCACAUUUUCUCAUUCUUUCUCUCUUUCACUUUCUUCAUUCGUUAUAUAAUUAAUUAAAAUUUAUGGUAUCUAUUAAUUAUUUUAAAUUAAUCGUAAUUCUCUGAUUUUUUUUUGUUUAUAUAAAUUUUAUUUUAGCGAUCUACAAAAUCUAAAUUAUCAUUGUCAUUAAUUUGUUGGUUCAUUGGCUCUAUUCGUCUUUCCAGAUUUUCUUGCAGUAGGACUGCUUCCGCCCAAUUUACUUCUCCUGGAAUUGCUUCCACGGGUGCUGGAUUUAAUUGUUCUUCAUUUUCUUCUCUUUGCCUUUGUUCAUAUCGGUUUACAACUUGUUGUGCUGCAACUUGUAAAUAUCUGAACUGUCGUCUUCUUCGUUCUAUUUGUUCCUGUUCUUUUUGUUGGAAUUCUAUAUGUUGAAAGUAUCGUCUCCGUCGGUACUCUCGUCUUACAGCAUCUGGCUCUCUUUCUUCUAGUCUAAUCGGUAGAUCAGAUUCGAUAGGUAAUCUAUCAUUAAUGCUGACAUAGCUAGGGCCAACGUGAUGAAUCGGAUGUUCAAUUGGUACUGGAAAGUGUACUUGGUGUCUGCUGCAAGUACAAAGAACCGCUAACCACAUAUAAUUCGACGGUAGUCGUGGUAGCGUUAAUUGUAAAAUUUCUUCUUGAUAUUCAUCCUCGUUGUUUGGUAGGAGAGGAUAGUCCGCCAAUAUUCUGUUCAUGUUUGAUAAUUGAUAUAUCUGUACAGAAAAAAGUUAUUUUUAUAUUAAAUUAUUUACUUUAUAUUGGAUACACGAAAUAAAUUUAAUAAUAAUAAUAAUAAUAGAGUAUUUCCGGGUGAAUCAUAUGUUAUAGAUAUAGUUAGAUUUUCAAAUAUUUUUGGUGAUAAGAUUGAUAAUUAUUACAUGUAUUAUAAUUUAUUAUAUAAUUAUAUAUAUGUAUAUAUACAAUUAAUAUAAAUGCAUAUUAAUUAAAAACAAAUAAACAAUACUGUUGUUCUCAUUAAGAAAUUAGAUAAGUUAUUUGUAAUAUAGAAAUUAAAUACUCUUCAAAAUUUUCUAUUUGUUCUUUAAAUUUAAAACUAUUUAAUAAUUAAAUUGACGAUGCACUCAAGUUUUACAAAAAUGGAUAUACCACUCUUGGAACUAUACUGAUAUUUAUUCUUUCAAAUGUAUUAUUUUAAUGUAGUUUAAUGUAGUUUAAUUCACACGAUCGCGACUUAUUUUUGCAAUUAGUAUCAAAGUAUUAUUUAAAAAUUUAUUUUUAAAUAUUAUUUGAUUAUAUUUAUAAAAAGAAAUAAGUGUAUCGUUAAGUUAUUAUAUUAAAUAAAUUUACAUGUAUCAAUCACAAUUUUCAAUUAAAUAUUAAUCACGAUCACACACGAUUUGUUUAUUUAUUACAUUUGAAAUUGUAGAAAAAAUUGGAAUAUUUAGAAUGAUUAAAAAAUUAAUUUCACUAUUAGAAAAAAUUCAAUCGUACUUACGUUUACUUCUUUUUUCACGGAAACUAUGUAGCGUACUAUUAUCGUAGUAUAUUAGAUAAACUGGAAUAUACUAUUUGACAGAAGAAACCAAAGUAUGAACCUGGCACGAUGUGUCUCAGUUGAAAAUUUGAGAAUGACUGGUAAAUGGCUGAAGAAAAUUUACCCAUUUAUAUAUUGGUUUUCCCCACCACAGGAAUAGAUUCGGCAAUGUGUAAAAGAUUUUUCUAUUUAACUGGCUUUUUCAGGUAUACGUAUUUGUUCCAGGUAUACGUCCUAUUUACGUACGGGUAUAUACCCGACAUUUCUAAUUUAAUUUAUUAGUUUAUUGAACCUUUUAAUGUUUUACAAUCAUGGUAAAAGCUUCAAUAAAAUCAUAUGACAAUGUCUGUGUGUCACAAAUACAUAGAGAAAUUUAGUAAUUGGUAAGUACAUUAAUUAUAAGUGUAUGUACACAUAUAAUUAUACACAAACACGCAUACACACGCACACGCACACAUGAGUAUAGUCCAUCUAUAAUAAAAAAUAAAUAAUAAUUUAUGCGAUGUAUCUAAGAGUAAGAAAGAGAAAAAGAGAGAGAUGUCUAAUUUUCAUUCCUAAUAUAAUAACAUUUAAAAAUUGUAACAUUUCUUAGCUCAAUUAUACUGCAAUAAAAUGAUGCGAUAUUGUUCUAAGAUUGAGUUUGAGAAGAUACAACCACAUAGUGCUAGAGAACUAAGUUCUAUUUCAUCAGUAAAUCUUUUUGUAAAUUUUCUUAAACUAAUUUUUAGUUAAUGUACCUAUACAUGUAAAUCUCACUUGUAUAUUUUUUUUUGCGAGGAUUUCAAUGAUUAGGCUAUAUAAUGUAUCAGAGAGAUUACCUGAACGACAAUAAAAUGCAAUAUCAUCGAUCACUCGA